This is a messenger RNA of Ostrinia nubilalis (European corn borer), 2662 nucleotides long. Its product is annotated as dnaJ homolog subfamily C member 2. Gene Ontology annotation, molecular function: Hsp70 protein binding; ribosome binding. NCBI's taxonomy places the organism in Eukaryota, Metazoa, Arthropoda, Insecta, Lepidoptera, Crambidae. The coding region runs from base 254 to 2122 and encodes 622 amino acids. The transcript is spliced from 2 exons. The record is from RefSeq and is a predicted model, not a curated record. Gene Ontology annotation, biological process: regulation of translational fidelity; 'de novo' cotranslational protein folding. Gene Ontology annotation, cellular component: cytosol.
CUGUCAAAUUGUCAACCAUCGUUCAUUCUGUCUUGUCUUUUCUUCCGAUUUCUUCAUGGCGCGUUUUAGCAAUAAAAGCAUGGCAUUUUUGUUAUAACAGUGAAUUAAGCAUAUUUAAUAAAGUAAUUACAGUUUUUAUAUAGUGCAAAAGUAAAUAUAGUUGGCUGGUGCUGGAAACAUUAGCAAACUGUUUACCUCACUUUUAGGUUAUGUUAGAACCGUGUCCAUAUUUUGUAAUUAAAGAUAAUUCGAAAUGACUGAGGGAGAUUCUAAUACCAACUGUCGGGUGGUGGCGAUACCACACCCGUUUGUGAAGAGGAAAAUAGAAUGCGCUGGUUCAGCAUUCUUGAGAUAUUUCAACAUAAAAUGCCACGGUGAGGAUGCCUCGUUCCAGACGUCGGAUUUGAAGGAGAAGGCAGAAGAGGUGACUUUUGAGGAUGACGUCGAGUACUUAAGGAGCUUAGACCCGAAGGACUGGAAACAACAAGACCACUAUGCAGUGCUAGGUAUGAAGAAUCUCCGUUACAAGGCCACAGACGACGAUAUCAAACGAGCUUACCGCCAGAAGGUGUUGAGACAUCACCCGGACAAGCGCAAAGCGCAGGGUGAAGAGAUUCGUAGUGACGACGACUAUUUUACUUGUAUAACAAAGGCUUACGAGACACUUGGCACUCCUAUCAAAAGAAGAUCGUAUGACUCGGUGGACCCUCAAGUAGAUGACUCUCUGCCAUCUAGCAGUGAGAUUAAAAAGGAUGGUUUCUAUAAAGCGUUUGCAAAGUACUUUGAAGGGAAUGCUCGCUGGUCCGAGAAGAGAAAUGUGCCUUUGUUAGGUGAUGAAAACAGUCCUAGAGAACAAGUGGAGAGGUUUUAUGCGUUCUGGUAUGAGUUUGAUUCUUGGCGUGAGUUCUCGUACAUGGACGAGGAGGAGAAAGAGAGGGGGGCUGACCGCGAGGAGAGGAGAUGGAUAGAGAAACAGAACAAAGCGGCUCGGGCCAAACUAAAAAAGGAAGAAAUGGCCAGGAUACGCAGCUUGGUUGACUUAGCUUAUGCAAAUGAUCCGCGAAUCCAGCGUUUCAAACAAGAGGAUAAGGACAAGAAAUUAGCAGCCAAAAGAGCUAGACAGGACGCCGUGCAAGCGAAGAAAGCGGAAGAAGAGCGUCUCAUCAAGGAGGCGCUGGCGGCCAAGCAGAAGGCCGAGGAGGCAGAGCGCGCGCGAAUCGAGGCCGCGCGCGCCGAGCGCGAGCAGCAGAAGAAAACCCUGCGCAAGGAGCGCAAGGCCCUUCGCGACCUCUGCAAGGCCAACAGCUACUACGCCAGCAACGACGACGAAACCGUCGCACACAUGGCAGCCGUCGAAAAGAUCUGCGAAAUGAUGAAAGUCGUCGAACUACAAGAUCUAAUGAAAGACCUCGAAUCUAAAGGCAGGGACGCCUUCUUAAACACGAUCAGGGAAACCGACGAGAAACUCGAAGCCGAGAGGAAAGCCCUGUUCGAUACUAAACAAGUCGAGGAGCAGAAAACUAAAAAGGAAUCUGCGGUCCGAACACCCAUUGAAUGGACUCCGGAAAUGACGCAGCUCCUGAUCAAAGCUGUAAACUUGUUCCCGGCCGGUACGAACCAGAGAUGGGAGGUGGUCGCUAACUUCUUAAAUCAACACAGCACUUUCACUGAUGACAAACGGUUCGCCGCUAAAGAGGUCCUGAACAAAGCUAAGGAUCUGCAGAGUUCAGACUUCUCUAAAAGCAGCCUCAAAAAGGCUGCCAAUGAGGAAGCCUAUGAUCAAUUUGAGAAGGAGAGGAAGAAAGUUAUUAAUAUUGUAGAUGACAGUGGCAUAUCCAAGAGUGACAGUGGCACCAAGAUGGUUAAUGGGACAUCCAAGCCCAAACUUGAGGAGCAACCGAAACCUGAGAAAGAAGCCGCUAAAGAAGACAGAGCCUGGACCAAGACCGAACAAGAAUUAUUGGAGCAAGCCAUUAAAACGUUCCCUGUCAGCACACCUGAAAGGUGGGAGAAGAUAGCCGAUUGCAUCCCUAACCGUACCAAAAAAGACUGCAUGAAGAGAUACAAGGAACUAGUAGAAUUAGUUAAAGCAAAAAAACAAGCCGCUAAUUUAGCUAAAUAACGUUUACAGCUCAUUAGCUCUGUAUCAAAUUAUAAACAUAUUUUGGUGGUGGAUCAUCAACAGUAUUGCUACUAUAAUGUAACAUUUGAGAAUAUAAAAAAUCCCAUUAGUUUAUGCCCAGUCAUGUAUUGAUUUCUCUCUUUUUGUCAUUGAUAGAUAAUUUAUUAGCAAGUCCAUUCACAGUGCCUAGAAUUGUUAUAUUGUAUUAGUAAAUUGUUGCUCACACAUCAAUACUGCUGGUAUUGUGUGUGCUCGACUGAUGAUCCUACCACUCAGACUCACACAUCGCCUUACUUACAAAUUCUUCAAUGAAGAGUUAAAAUUAUAUUAAAGACAGCACUGGAAUUCCUUAUUGUAUAGUGAAGCUUGCAUGUAUUUUGCAGUCGAGAUAUUUUAUAACGAUAGGUGAUGUCACCUAUUUCACAAAAUUCAUCCAAAUCCAACAAUGUGACCAUCACGUGCAGUAAUUAGAUCCUCUUGUGACAUAUUUUUGUAUUUAUUUUUGUUUAAAGUGAUGAACAUAGUCAAUUUGAAAUUUUA